AAAUAUAUAUAUAUAUAUCAUUUCAAUUUACUUCGAGUGUCUUUAAAAAAAAAAAUUAUUUCGAGUGUUCAUCUCACCGUUUACUUCGAUCAGUGAAGAAUCGUUUUGGAUCCAUCGAUGAGCUUGGAGUUUUUGAAAUGUCACAAUUAGGAUUGAAAGCAGUUUUAAACCCCAGCGAGAUGUUUCUAAGUGAGGAGUAUUCAGGCUCAGAUGUUUUGGCGGGUUUAGCUGUUGCUGUUACCAUGGAUGGAUCUCGAAGUUUUCUUGUAGAGAUUCAGGCAUUAUGUGUGUCUGGUAGUUCAACAAUUUCACGGCAGGUUAAUGGAAUAAAUGGAAGCAGAGCUGAUAUGAUAAUCUCAGUUAUUGUGAAGCAAGCUGGACUUAUGCUCCAACAGAAUGCUAUUUUCUUGAAUGUUGUCAGUGGGAUAGUGCUGACAGAGACGGCAGGGGAUCUUGCUAUAGCAGCUGCAAUAUGUAGCAGGCAUGUUUUAUUCUAGUGAUUAAUUUCUGCUAUUUCUUUACCAACUUAGGCCUAUAUCUUUUGCAGAGGAAAUUACAAGGAAAAAGAAGCAAGAAAAUAUUUUUCCAGCCUUAUAAAAUUAUUUGCAUAUUUUUUUAGUUUUGACUUUCUUAAUGUCUUUGUGAUUAAUUCCAAGUCCUCGAAAUUUGCGGUUUUUUUUUGUCUACAAUUUUAUGUCUUCAUAAAUAGACUUAAGUUAUCCAUGAGGUUUACAUUAUUUGUUGUUAAUAUCCACGACCCCUUUACUAGCGAUUCCUGCUAGCAUCAUCACCAUCCUCUCUUUAUACGAGUUGAUUAAAUUUUAUAUACAUAUUUCAUGACUUUUUUUCUUCAGUUUCUUGGAGUUACCUAUUCCUAAUAAUAUAGCCUUCAUUGGCGAAAUUGGCCUUGGUGGCGAGCUUCGCACGGUUCCAAGAAUGGAUAAAAGAAUACAUACGGUGGCGAAAUUAGGUUACAAAAAGUGUGUAAUACCAAAAUCAGCGGAGAAAUCUAUUGGAGCUUCAGCUUAUGAGGGGAUGGAAAUCGUAGCUUGUAGGAAUCUCAAAGAGGUUAUCAACCGAGUAUUUUUAACCCGUUGAAGUGAGCUAAACGCCACUUUUCUUUUUGCAUUGGAUAUUGUUCGACUCUGUAUAUAUUACGUGUAAAUUUACUUGGCUAAUUAAUACCUAUGCUCUUGCUUAGUUAUUUAUUUAUUAUCGGCAUAGGUAGGGUUUUAGGCAUAUUAUAUCAUAUUAUUCAACAAAAGCAUAUUCAUGUUUUUAUGGAUGGUUGAAUCAAAGUAUAUUUUUAGA
Messenger RNA from Cannabis sativa, 1311 nucleotides. RefSeq lists its product as uncharacterized. The transcript has 6 exons. NCBI's taxonomy places the organism in Eukaryota, Viridiplantae, Streptophyta, Magnoliopsida, Rosales, Cannabaceae. Gene Ontology annotation, biological process: recombinational repair. The coding region runs from base 138 to 497 and encodes 119 amino acids. The record is from RefSeq and is a predicted model, not a curated record.